Penicillium concentricum is the source of this 516-nucleotide messenger RNA. RefSeq lists its product as uncharacterized. Bases 1 to 516 code for a protein of 171 amino acids. NCBI's taxonomy places the organism in Eukaryota, Fungi, Ascomycota, Eurotiomycetes, Eurotiales, Aspergillaceae. The record is from RefSeq and is a predicted model, not a curated record. The transcript is spliced from 4 exons.
AUGCGCACUGUGCUUAUUGAGAUCCCGCUUAACUCCACCUCUCCCACCAAAUCACCUCCUAAAUCACCUCCUAAAUCACCUCCUAAAUCACCUCCCAAGUCGUCCGCUGAGAGUGCCUCCCUGUCGCCAGUGCGAAUACCCAAGCUGCCUGCCGGGUUCGAGUUGACGCUAAUUUCCCCUCAAAUUGAGGUCACGCCUGGUUCCAUCCCGCUCACCAAGUCGCCCGCUGAGAGUGCCUCUCUGUCACUGUUUCCCGUUCCUCCGGGCUGGACCACGAAUCCUACAAGCCCCGUGUACAAAGAGUGGGAGGGAAGACCAAUCAUGGAGGAUGACGACGCCUAUGAAACAAUUUUCCAAUCUGGUGACAAGUUCUAUCUCUGGGAUCGAAUGUGUGAUGAUGUUUAUAAAAUAAUCUUUCGAGAUAUCCGCGAGAUUGCUCUCAUCAUUGCUGAAAAAGGACUCAAAGAACUACGUAGGGAAGCCAUCCCUCUCUUUCCUGAACAUCCCAAUGGUUAA